AUUUGACGUACGCAACUCCGAAAUUUGAUUAAUGAGCUCAAUUCAACUGGAAGCAAUUUUUCGUUGAGCCUAUAAAAUCCAUGGCGUUCUUUAACUUAGGUGAACAUUUUUAAUUGGGUUAAAAAAAUAUUCAGAAAUCCAAAAAUGACAACAAAAAUUGCAAUUUUUUCUUUCUGAGUACGCAAAUUAACAAGACUUGCAUUUUUUUUUCAAAUGCUACUUGAAUCUCUUAUUUGCUUUACCGACACUGCGUGCGAUCAACUUCACUGCGGUCCAAUUGACACGAGCACCAACUUCAAGCGCAUUGCACCGAGAGCACAGUAUUCAAUGGGAAAAGUUGCUUGUAAUCAUCAUCAUAAAACACACAGUUCGACGAACGAAAUAUUCUGAAAAUUUUUGAUUUGGUGUUCUGCAAUUGAAUCGAAUCUUUUCAUCAAUUUGCAACAUUUCGAAAGAACAAAACGAAAUAUUGUCCAGUGAACGAAGCGGAUAGAAUUGGUUUGCAUUGAAAUUUUAAGGAAUUUUGUGGUGAAAAACACGUAAAAAUGCCGGAUCAUUUGGGAGAUGAUAUGCGUAAAGUUAAAGCUGAUGAGAAAGAAGAAGAAAUCAAAUCUCUCGAUGAAGGCGAUAUUGAACUGCUGAAAACUUAUGGCCAAGGACAAUACCAUAAGAGUAUAAAAACAAUUGAAGAAGAUAUUCAGAAGGCAAUCAAACAGGUCAACGAAUUGACGGGCAUCAAAGAAAGUGACACGGGUUUGGCUGCACCAGCUCUUUGGGAUUUGGCCGCUGACAAACAAACACUCACAAAUGAACAACCGUUGCAGGUUGCCCGUUGUACAAAGAUCAUCAACGCCGAUUCAGAUGACCCAAAAUACAUAAUUAAUGUCAAGCAAUUCGCAAAGUUUGUGGUUGAUUUGGCCGAUUCGGUGGCACCAACCGAUAUCGAAGAAGGGAUGCGCGUUGGUGUCGAUCGUAAUAAGUAUCAAAUUCAUAUUCCGUUGCCACCGAAAAUCGAUCCAACCGUAACAAUGAUGCAGGUGGAGGAUAAGCCAGAUGUUACGUACAGCGAUGUUGGUGGAUGCAAAGAGCAAAUCGAAAAAUUACGUGAAGUCGUCGAAACGCCAUUGCUUCAUCCGGAGAAAUUCGUGAACUUGGGUAUUGAGCCACCGAAGGGUGUGUUGCUGUUCGGUCCACCUGGAACGGGUAAAACGUUGUGUGCUCGUGCAGUGGCCAAUCGUACGGAUGCUUGUUUCAUUCGAGUCAUCGGUUCGGAAUUGGUGCAAAAGUAUGUGGGUGAAGGUGCACGUAUGGUGCGUGAACUAUUCGAAAUGGCUCGUUCAAAGAAGGCCUGCUUGAUUUUCUUCGAUGAAAUCGAUGCGAUCGGUGGUGCACGUUUCGAUGACGGUGCCGGCGGUGAUAAUGAAGUACAGCGUACCAUGUUGGAGUUGAUCAAUCAAUUGGACGGUUUCGAUCCACGUGGUAACAUCAAAGUGUUGAUGGCUACAAAUCGACCAGAUACACUUGAUCCAGCUUUGAUGCGUCCAGGUCGUUUGGAUCGUAAGGUUGAAUUCGGUUUACCCGAUUUGGAUGGACGAACGCAUAUAUUCAAAAUUCAUGCCCGUUCAAUGUCUGUUGAACGCGACAUUCGUUUCGAACUCUUGGCUCGAUUGUGUCCAAAUUCGACCGGAGCUGAAAUUCGAUCCGUUUGCACAGAGGCUGGUAUGUUUGCAAUUCGAGCUCGGCGCAAGGUAGCCACCGAAAAGGAUUUCCUCGAGGCCGUCAACAAAGUUAUCAAGAGUUACGCCAAAUUCAGCGCCACUCCAAGAUAUAUGACCUACAACUAAGCAAAUACACACCCUCUCUCUCUCUCGCCUCCCAAAAAAAAACUUAACAACUUAAUUAAUCGAAGUGGAUUUUGUAUACACAUACUUACAUUUCUUUAUUGCUCUAAACAUUUUUUUUUGAAAAAUGCGCAUUUGUCAGAGAAAAGAUGAACAGAAAAAAAAACCCAAAUAAAAAUCGACAUUAAAUUAUGUUUUAUAA
Messenger RNA from Sitodiplosis mosellana (orange wheat blossom midge), 2043 nucleotides. It is a transcript of the gene Rpt1, whose product is annotated as 26S proteasome regulatory subunit 7. Gene Ontology annotation, molecular function: ATP hydrolysis activity; ATP binding; proteasome-activating activity. Bases 546 to 1844 code for a protein of 432 amino acids. Gene Ontology annotation, cellular component: proteasome regulatory particle, base subcomplex. Lineage: Eukaryota; Metazoa; Arthropoda; Insecta; Diptera; Cecidomyiidae. The transcript is spliced from 6 exons. The record is from RefSeq and is a predicted model, not a curated record. Gene Ontology annotation, biological process: proteasome-mediated ubiquitin-dependent protein catabolic process.